Numida meleagris (helmeted guineafowl) is the source of this 4696-nucleotide messenger RNA. Its product is annotated as arylsulfatase D-like. The transcript is spliced from 11 exons. The coding region runs from base 2395 to 4200 and encodes 601 amino acids. NCBI's taxonomy places the organism in Eukaryota, Metazoa, Chordata, Aves, Galliformes, Numididae. Gene Ontology annotation, molecular function: arylsulfatase activity. The record is from RefSeq and is a predicted model, not a curated record.
AGAAAACAAGAACCAGCCAACCAACCAAAAACCUAGUGGUGUGACCCUAGCCAGGCUUUCUAAGGAGGCACAUGACUGUACUGAAGCUUGCAGUGAAAUUGCAGAGACUUUAAUGCUUUAAACUGUAUUAUUGACUAUUCUUUGCAGGAUGUAGAUGAACUCAGAGCAUGUGAGUGUGCUUAUGUUAUAAGCAUACUGCUAAAACUCUGUAGAGAAAUAGGGUUUUGAAGUGAGUUAAUGGAAAGUGAUUGCUUAUAGGUUUUGAGGAUAUUUUUUUCUUGCUUUUCCCCCUACAGCUGCCCCUGGAAGCAUUUUGGUUGCUUAGCUAGUCUGUUUGCUUAAGUUUUCUUAUCUCAGUGUUUUUUCAUAGGCAUUACAUAGAGAUGAUACAAAUUUCUGCUUGUGUCAUUUCAAUCUGUUGCUUCUUCACUACUAUAAAAAACUUGUCAGGGUUAUAAGGGGAUGUAUGAAUGCCAGCACUUCCUUUUAGUACCCAGACAUGAGAAAAAAUAUGGCAGUAUAAAGCACCUAGUGACUCAAAAUUAAGUUUUUGCUGGCAGAGAAUUUGCAGUAGCAAGGAAAAAACAUCUCCCUGUGCUUUUGUGCAGUGAAAAAAAAAACAGCUGAAAGGGAGGAAAUAGUGCAGGGCUCAAAAUGUAAGGAAACAUAAUCUCAUUUCUGCUUCAUUGCUACAAAGCUUUUUCUUACAAGAGGUCUUGGUUCAAAGUUCUGUUGCAGACAAUAAGUAAUCACAGCUGUUAACUUUGCAGUGGGUCACUAAUGUAGUAGGGCUGUACAGAAUGCCCCUCCAUUUCCAGACGUAGAUUUGUAACAAGGAGAAAAUUAAAAGCUUGUUUUUUCUUUUCUUUUAUUAUUUAAAGGCAAGCCAGCAGCAGCAUGGGCGCAUCUUCAGUAGUCAUCUCAUGGUAACAGCCUAGAAAAGCUGAGAUAAAAGUUUAGUCGUCAUUUGGACCAAAGAGAGAUGUAAAUUAAUACUUAAAUUAUUGGGAACAUUUAAAGAACCACUUUUAUGAAAGCAUGAUGUAAUUUUCAAGAGAGACAAUUUUUCAGGAAAAAGCUUUGCACCAGAAACAUCACAAGCUGUUAAGUAACUGCACUGAAUAAGUAUUAUCUUCAAAUAGGUUUUUGUAAAAGCAGCCAAAUUUGACAACUUCUGUCUUACAAGGAUAACCAAACAUAGCCAUAUGUUCAAGGAGGUCAACAAAAAUCUGUCUCCAGCCAACGUUAUCCCUUCCAAUGUAUUAUAUGAACCUGCUAGUUUAAGCUGCUUCGUCUUUCCACCUCACUGAUCCCUGCUGAUUUCUCUUGAGUACAAUGUUAAAUUCAGCAUUCACAGUGCUCAAGGGACCAGGAGAGCUGAAAUGUCAACAAGUGAAUAGAAAUGAGUUUCUCUCAUUGCUCAAGACCUUUGGAAGGGUAAAGUGCAUCAGAACAGAGCUAACUUCCCAAAGAAGUGGAUGUGGGGAAGGGGAAUGCUCUGCCUUCAGUUCCUGGAGAAGACAUCAUGUUUAAUAUCUUCAGCGCAGGUAGGUUUAGCUCUCCUGAAAAUGCAGCGAGGAAGAAAAGACAACAGGAAAGAAAAAGGGGAGGACAAGCCAGUCCUGUUAUCCUGCUUGAGAGGUCAGAAAGAAGGGUGGAGGAAAUAAAACCACGGGACUUCCAAGUUUGAUUUUGUUAUCCUUUGUAGCAUCACUUUGGAGGCACUGCAGUAGAGCAGUGCCAGGUUUUACAUGGAGCUGCAUAGAAUUAACUGGGUAGGCAGUCCAGAGAAGGUGGUAGCCGUGCUGUUCCACUGUUUCAAGAAUAAAGACUUUGUACUCUGUCUGGAAUUUGUGUGAAACCUCAGUGGCGGACCCGCUCACUGCUCCUGGCAGACAUCCCAGUGGCUUCUGCAUCCAGAUCUGGGCAAAGGGAGAUAGAGAGCAAACACUGUAAAUCCACUCCCACUUCCUCCCACGCACAUCUCAGGGGAUCAGGCUGUUUAGCAAACCAAAGAACAAGGAGAAAUUUCAGAGCAAGAAUAAUUUGUUCUCCAUGCUGUUAAAAGGAGCUGGCCUUUUUUGUUAGACUUGAUGUUUAUUGUGGCUUACUGGAAAUUGCUAUCUGCUGUUUUGGAUUUCUGUAAGUUCAACAGUACAAGUUUCAACAGUAAGUUGCUGUGCUGAUUUCUAGAGGAUGGUGUUUUUUAGAGUUAUGUUAUUUUUUUUGUUGUUGUUUCGCAGCUAAGGAAACUUGACUAGCCUUAGGCCCCAGUACAGUGUUUGUUGCACUCACAGUGAUGUCAGUGGGAGUGCUACUUUCAGAAGGAAUCAGUCCCUAAAAGAAAAAGAAUUAUAUGACAAAUGAUGUGCCUGUUUCAUAAAAGGGGAAGCCAUGAAGUUUACCAGGGAAGACAGCGGUAAGAAAAUCUUCAGGAGCUGCCGAAGCACUUGGCUCAUUUUAUGCUUGUUUCUAAGAACCUGUGUAUCAAGUCCUCCAAAACCCAAUUUUUUAUUGAUACUGGCUGAUGAUCUUGGUAUUGGAGAUGUGGGUUGUUAUGGCAAUGAUACUAUAAGGACCCCUCACAUUGAUAGUCUGGCAAAGGAAGGAGUGAGACUUACUCAGCACAUUGCUGCAGCUGCUGUUUGUACUCCCAGCAGAGCAGCCUUCCUGACUGGCAGAUACCCCAUCAGAUCAGGCAUGGCAUCCAACACACAACGGCGCAUUCUUUUUUGGAAUGCAUGUUCUGGUGGUCUCCCACCAAAUGAAACUACUUUUGCCAGAGUACUGCACCAGCAAGGUUAUUCUACAGCACUUGUAGGGAAGUGGCAUUUGGGUGUGAACUGCGAAUCCCACCGUGAUCACUGCCACCACCCUUUAAAUCAUGGUUUUGAAUAUUUUUAUGGCAUGCCUUUUACCAUUUUGAAUGAGUGUCAAAGCACUGAUGACCCCGAACUGGCCAAGUCUUUGCAAGAUACGUAUUGGCUUUACACACAGAUAAUCUUCCUUGCAGUGCUUACACUUUUGUUUGGAAAACUUACCAGCUUAUUCUCAGUAAAAUGGAAAAUCAUAGUAUGUGUGACCAUCUUUGGUCUCCUGUAUUUCCUUUCCUGGUUCUCCAGCUACGGAUUCACCAAGUACUGGAACUGCAUUCUGAUGAAAAACCAUGAUAUCACAGAACAACCAAUGAAUCUAGAAAAAACUACUUCUAAUAUGCUGAAGGAGGCAGUUUCAUUUAUUGAAAGAAACAAGCAUAGACCGUUUCUUCUCUUUUUUUCCCUCUUACAUGUUCACACUCCACUCAUUACCACAAAAGAGUUUCUGGGAAGAAGCAGACAUGGCCUAUAUGGAGAUAAUGUAGAGGAGAUGGACUGGAUGGUGGGUAGGCUUCUUGAUGUUAUUGACAAAGAAGGCUUGAAGAACACCACAUUUAUUUAUUUUGCAUCUGAUCAUGGAGGAUCUGUAGAGGCUCGCAGAGGAAAUGCCAGAUUGGGUGGAUGGAAUGGUAUCUAUAAAGGUGGAAAAGGAAUGGGAGGCUGGGAAGGAGGGAUCCGUGUUCCAGGAAUAGUUAGAUGGCCUGGAGUAUUGCCUGCAGGCGUAGUUAUCAGUGAACCAACAAGCAUUAUGGACAUUUUCCCAACAGUGGUUCACCUGGCUGGAGGGAUAGUGCCUCAGGACAGGGUAAUGGACGGGCGCACCUUGCUGCCAUUACUGCAGGGAGCAGUGCAGCACUCGGAGCAUGAGUUCAUGUUUCACUACUGCGGUGUGGUUUUGCAUGCAGUGCGGUGGCACCAGAAAGACAGUGGCACCAUAUGGAAAGCUCAUUAUGCUACUCCACUAUUCCAACCAGAAGACUCUGGAGCUUGCUUUGAAAGAGGAAUUUGCCCAUGUUUUGGGGAUGGUGUAACCCAUCAUGACCCUCCGCUGCUGUUUGAUCUCUCACAAGAUCCUUCAGAGGCAAAUCCUCUAUCCACAGACACCGAGCCUUUGUUUGAUUCCAUAACGAAGAGGAUGAGAGAAGCUGUAGAAGAGCACCGUAAGACGCUGAGACCAGUCCCACAGCAGCUGUCUCCUUACAAUAACGUGUGGAAGCCGUGGCUGCAGCCCUGCUGUGGCACAUUCCCAUUCUGCUGGUGUGAUAAAGAAAACGAGGAAGACGAUGACACACUUCAAGACCAAAAUCAAAACAGAGUUAGUUAAAAAAAAAAAGUACCAAUUUUCACAUUCACAUGACUACAGUCAUACAGAGAUAGAGGACAAAUUACACCGGAGUAAUUGAGGGGGACAUUGUUGAUGCUUUUUGUUCAGCCUUUUCUUCACUAAGCCUGUAGUUUUAAGCAGUUUUUUAAGAAAUGCUCCAAACACACUCUGCUCGUGUUUCCUGCGUCAUCUAUGCCUCAGACGGAUAGUUCUAGAUCAAAUACACAGAUAACUGAACCAAAAUUUCUUUCCUCACUGAUUUUAAACAUAAGAAAAUUAUGGAUGACAAGAGAUUAGACUUGAAUUGCUGCUGUUUAUGCAGGUAAUAUGCUUGUUAAGGCAAAAGGUCCGAGCUCAAGAGGAUCUCCCUUCAAGAUCUUCUCCUUUUAAUGAAAAAGCUGUUGUGUGCUUAAUGGCACAGUUGUGCAUUUAAUUUGGAGACACACCAAAACACACUGGCCUCUAAGAAAUAAAAACAUUCUAGCUUAUAGCAAUA